CAUUUCUCGGGUGCCCUGAUUUGCCGAUCACCAAAGACGGGCAUAUUCAAUGCCUGGCAACUCUCCGACUUCCACGGAGAGUGGCAUUCUGUUCGCGGUGGUGGCAGCCUCCGGUUUCGCGACACCUUUCUACACAAUCCUCAGUACACCUUCGAGCUGACGAAGGACACCGAUGAAGAGGUUCUUGUCUCGCUGACUCGCAAACAUCAUUGGGACGUCAUCUCGAAGACAAUUGUUCACGACACUUCCGCUCCACCCAUUGGCUUCGCAUUGCUCAAGGUAAGCGUUGAGAAACAUGCACGUACCUUUAACCGCACUCCACUCCCCUCCCCCCCCCACCAUUACGUCUUAUUGUUUCUGGUUUGUGUCCAAAGUCGCGCGGCCGUUCGUUUACACUGUCUAGUUUCAUGCAUGUUGUCAUAUCAGUACCUACCCUUGGGUUCGGCAUGCCUCAUUUUGAAUGGUAGGGCGCUCAAUAAUCUGGUUCGGGAACAUGCUCCUCCCUUGUGUGCCUUGGAACUCAGUCUAGAGCUCUGGCAGACAGUCGCAUGGGAACUUGUAAGAUAUGAUGGAGUGGAACCGAUGAAGACCAAGGGGAUCGGCAUGACCAUUUCUGGCUUAUUAGCCGUCAUCAGCCGGUAA
Molecule: messenger RNA, 642 nt
Organism: Dibothriocephalus latus
Lineage: Eukaryota; Metazoa; Platyhelminthes; Cestoda; Diphyllobothriidea; Diphyllobothriidae
Source: the annotation of a GenBank genome assembly